Meleagris gallopavo (turkey) is the source of this 4603-nucleotide messenger RNA. It is a transcript of the gene PHETA2, whose product is annotated as PH domain containing endocytic trafficking adaptor 2. The record is from RefSeq and is a predicted model, not a curated record. NCBI's taxonomy places the organism in Eukaryota, Metazoa, Chordata, Aves, Galliformes, Phasianidae. Gene Ontology annotation, biological process: endosome organization; receptor recycling; retrograde transport, endosome to Golgi. Gene Ontology annotation, cellular component: early endosome; recycling endosome; trans-Golgi network.
CCCUACCUUUCCUUCUAACAGGUAUGGAGCUCUGUGCAGUGGAGCUCCAGAGGCACUCAUCAAGAAAGCAGCUGGCCCAAGGAAGACGUCAAGGAGCCACAGUCUGACCCACCAAGCCACAUGGCUUAGGGCAGUGCCGGCUGCAGUGCUGGGUGACAGCAAUGCUGUGGGAUGGCCGGUGGGGCUGCACAGUCCUGAGCGUAGAUGUGGACAGAAUGCCGAAACAGAGAUCCCACAGCAUCUGAAAAUGCCCUCUUCCCCAUGUCCUACAACAGGAGAGAAAGCAAGAUGAGUCCUCGCCAUUUCUUCAAUGCGCUCCAUAAAAACCCUGCAAAGUAGGUCACUGGCAGAGGAAGAAACAUCUCUGGAAAAGAAAGCAGCAUCUCUGGAGGAGGCAGUGCUGUGGUGGUGGGCCUGGAGGUUAUCCCCGCAGCUGCUGUACUUGUUGGAUGGACAACACACAGCACUGAGCUGACCGCUUCUCUGUGGCCAUGAAGCUGAAUGAGCGGAGUGUGGCUCACUACGCCACCUGUGACUCGCCCACCGACCACGCCGGCUUCCUGCGCAAGCGUGUGGGGCGGCACCACCACCACGGUCACCAUGGCACUUCCUACCAGCGCCGAUGGUUUGUCCUCAAGGGCAACCUCCUCUUCUAUUUUGAGGAGCGGGAGAGCCGGGAGCCUGUGGGGCUGGUGGUGCUGGAGGGCUGCACCGUGGAGCUCUGCGAGGCUGCUGAGGAAUUUGCCUUUGCCAUCCGCUUUGACGAUGCCGGUGCCAAGGCCUACGUGCUGGUGGCCGAUGGGCAAGCUGCCAUGGAGGCCUGGGUGAAGGCGCUCUCACGGGCCAGCUUCGACUACAUGCGGCUGGUGGUGCGGGAACUGGAGAAGCAGCUGGAGGAGGCCUGCACCAGCUUGGCUGCAUGCCGCAAGUCCCCUCGGAGGUCCUCCUCAGGCAGGAGGCGUCACCUCUCCAACCCCGCCCUGCCGCCUGUCCAGGAGAAACAGCAUGUCCUGGAGAAUGGGUACUCCACGUGGGGCAGCAGCCCUGACCGCGAUGGGGGGCACACAAAGCCCCCACCCCUCCCUCCACGCCGACGCUCAGCCGCAGGGUCCUCAGUGCCCGCCUUGCAGGAGAGCCCGGUGUCACCAGAGACGACCUGCUUUGCCAAGCUGCACCACUGGUACGGGCAGGAGAUCGCGGCGCUGAGGCAGGAGUGGCAGGAGAGGCAGAAGAGGGGCCACCCAUGAGAUGGGGAGACAGAGCCAGAGCAGAGCGAGGCGUGCUGCUUGCCCCUUCCCUCACCGGCUGCCUCCAUGCAGGAGGGCCUUUGUGCUCCCUAGGACUCAGUGUACCAAUGGGCCUCAUCCUCUUUCCAUGGAUAUGACCAGGCUCAGUGCCCUGCUGUCCUUACGUGGUGGAUGCUCUGGGCAUUUCAUCAUCCAGUUUGGUUUUGUUUCUCAGUGUGGAAGUUUGCACAGGUCAGCAUUUAUUAUUGUCUGUGAUGUUGCGCUGAAGCCUUUCUGCUUUUGCUCUUUGGCUGCAGAAAAGAUUGACUCUUGUGAAACGCCUCCAAUGGGCUGCUGGCCUCAGGGUGCCUACAGCUUUAUGCCUGGUUAGCUGCACAUGAGCUUUAGGAGGACAAAGAUGCCAUGGCUUUGGCUGGUCCAGGAGCCAUGGCUCAUCAUGACAAGUGCCCAUUUGAUCUGACCAAGCUGCUGGCACAGGCUGCUCUUCCUGGGGCUUCUGGUUGGGUGCCAGAGCUCUGCAGAGCUCCAUGAGCAGCCUCCCCAGCAGGGUGGGGAACAGGGCAGUGUACCGAGCCACAGCACAGCUGUGUUUGCAAACAUCAUCAUUUUUUUAACUUUCAGCUGCCCUAAUGCCUCAUCCCUGCUGUCUCCCUAGGAAUGUCCAUAAGCAAGGCUUAUGGGGAGGGCAGAAGAAAGCUGGCCUUUGAUCUGAAUAAUGGCAAGGAUCACUAGCUCCUCGAGACUUUGAGUACCUAGCUGUAGCCAAGCCUGUGCAUUCCUCUGGCUCAAGUCUUCCCUGCUGAAAAAGAGGAAUGCUGAAGGCUGCCUGCCUUCAUGGGGUGAAUUUAUCAGCCUCUUCACAGACCACAGAAAGUGCCAUAUAGGGCUCUGGCAGCUAGUCAGAUGCAGGAGACAGAGUGCAGAGCAGCGCUCGUGUGAGGUCUUUUUUGAUGUGAUCAUGAUGAUGUGUUUGAGGCACUGUGGGGAAGCUGGGCUGAGCCACACAGUUGGAGUAGAGGAAGGACAUCAGUAUGCUCCUGAGAAGCGGAUGGCCCUAGGAACACCAGAGGCAAAGGAGUGAGUUACUGUGGCUCCAUGUGCCAGCAGUGUUUGUACUUGCCUUGCUCUAAAAGCCAUAUCAUUUCCUACCAAAGCCAGAUCUUGUCCUGCUGGGGCUUCCCUCCUACUCUUUGUCAGAAUCAUGGGGCUGACUGCAGGAGCACAUCCCAUAUACUUACCUGCUAGGUCAGAACCCUUAACCAAAGGCUAACGGUACAUUACGCAGUGCUGAGUGCAGCAGCCCAAGGACUAGAAUCUUCUAUAGUGGUUGUUUAUAAACAUCUUUCCUCAUCUUCUUGGCAAGGGCUGCUUUUCAAAGCAGAAAAACGCACAAAACUGCCUUGUGUUUCUCCUCUAAGCAGCAUUAAGCUUGUUUUUAUUGCCCUGUUCUGUUAAGGAGUGAUGCUAGGGAAACAGCAGGCUGUGCCAUAACAUGACAUGGGUACCCAUUUACCUUUCUGGAGCUGAAUGUGCUCAGCCUUACACUCUGCUAUAACCGCUAGAGGUUGUCAGAGGCAAAAAUCAAAUGGCUUCCAUUAACUUCUGGUGCCUUUGAAAAUCCCUCUAGUAGUUUUGGAUGACAAUCUUCCUGCCUAGCCAUGGUGUGUUAGCAUAAACGAGACCUUAAAUCAGGUCUGAAUUUGGGCAGUGGGAAUGUAACCUCUACAUACAAAUGGUGCAAUCCAAUAAUCUCUAGUUUAUGUCUGCGUUCUUCCAUAGCAGAGAAAUUAAAGGUUGGGAGGAUCUGUUUUUUAAGAGAAAACAGUAAUGAGAGAACAGGAGCUGGAGGGCCAGGGUUGGGUCUGUGUCCCAUCAGGAUUGGGAUUCUCAACAGCAGCAUCAGGAAUGGUGCUACCUCCCCAUUGCGGGUUUUUAGGGCUGGGUCAGAUGUAGAUUGCCUCUUUCUUCUUUUUUAAUGCAAUACAGAGAGAAUCUUCCUGAUGUCUCAGACUCAUAUAAGACAGUUUGAUUUCUCUUCCAAAAUGUACUGGGAAUCCCUACAUGAGACUCAAGAAUCAGGAGAGACUUGAAGGAGAAAAUAGAUUAACAAAGCCAGUUCAGUCAGAACUGGACCUGAAACAGCACUAUUCAUAUGCAGGCAGUUUCACUUUUUAAAGAAGCUUAGUUUAUUUUAAUGAGCCAGGAUUGCACCAGUAGCACUCCUAAGGAGCUUAUAUUUAAUGCCUAAUCUGCCCUGUUUAAACCAGACAAUAUCCACACCACCUGGCUUUGCUUUAGCAAAUAUUCCAGCUAAAUCCUAAAUCCUGCAAAUGAGGAGAUGGGUUUUCCUUCCUGUCUGACUGCAUUUGGAGUAACACUGUGUUUUAUUCUGCGGCACUGAGAAGAAAACGGCAGAAUCACGCCAAAUAUCUGUGUGCAGCCCAACAGCCUUUGUUCAGUGCUCAUCCAAAAGUGCUGUGGGACUUAGGGUGCUCUCAGUCAGGCUAUACCUCUCAGCCCCAUUGGAGAGCAGGGACACCUCUUUCGGGGCUAAAAAGAUCUUCCCACCUUCUCUUAUUAUUUUUUUUAAUAGAAAAUGUGUGGCCAGAAUGAUCCUUAGCAAUGGGAGACAGAGUGUUUUAAAGCUGCAAGGCUGCUCUUAUAGUCCGGAAGGGAUUUUGGAGAGUUUUCCCUAAAGUAAUAUUGCAAAAGGGGUGGGAAAAAAAUGCUUGAAUCUGAAUGGUUUAAUUUAAAGUAAUUUGAAGACCAAAAGCGGGAGUGAGGUUGUGAUUCCAGCACAGCUUUGGUACACUUUGCUAGUAAGGGUGCCCAACCUGUCAAGCAAAACAUGGAUGCAAUCCUUGCAGCUUUCUGGGGACAGGAUUUCAGCUCAGGCCCACAACAUAUCACUGUGCGCAUAUGUAUGCUUCAUAAAACAGCCACUGUGAUGCUUUCUCUUUGCUCUGAAGUCAACCCCAGAGGUAAGGCUGACCCGGUCUCCCAGCGGCCACCAGCAGCCAACUGAUAGGCUCUGUGGUUUGGGAUGGCCAAACACCUCGUGGUACCACAGUCACUGUGUUCAGAAAAAGGGGCUGGCUCAGCCCAGGAACCUGAGAGAAACCCCGUACUGAUAGGCGCCGGGGUCCCUGUGGAGCACAGGUAACACUACAGGCGGUUCGCCCAAACAGCCCUCUCUCGAGAGGCUUCUAUUUUAACUACAGACCGUGUUCUUCUUUCUAAGGGGCGGGUUUGCGCGAGCCUUUUUUUACAUGCAGAACUUGUGUGUGUUAUUAUACAUUUCAGUUACCGUUUGUAUUUUAUGCUAUCUAGUUGAAUAAACAAUUUAGUAUUCGUAA